UUCUCAGCGCGCGGACGCGAAUUGAAGAGAAACCUUACGCAAAUUAUAAUAAAAAGUUCAGGAAAAGAGGGACCUGCUCUUCGCGACAACAGAACGCAUUCCUCAAAUCGGUUCUUAAAGAAAAUAUCCCAAAGAUACGUGAAUUCUAGUGAUCGAACUGUUCCCAGUUGAAGUGUAGAAUAUGUAUCUAUAAGAUAUAAGAUAAAGCGGGGGUGGGCAAUGCAAUCGAGGUGUUCUCGAGGAAUUGUAAACAAAGAAGGCGGCGCAAUUCAUUGACAUCCAUAUCCACCGAGAUCCAGCAACAAGUUCGAGGGAAAACCCUGGAUUUUAAAAUGGCAGGUGACUGGCGAUUGAUGUUCCUGCUGGGAGUCCUGAUUUUUGUGGGUGUACCUGUGAAUGGGGAGGUUUACACCGCCCUGGCUGAGAUGGAGGAACUACUUGAGACUGAAUCCGUAUUGAUUACCAACCUAGAGGGCUACAUACGCGUGCAGGAGAAGAAGCUGAACUUCCUCAAGAAUAAAAUGGACGAGUACCAGAGGGAGCACGCCGACGCCUCCAGCGACAUAACCGCCUAUGUAUCCAACCCGAUCAAUGCCUAUCUGCUGACCAAGCGGCUGACCACCGACUGGCGCCAGGUGGAGAACCUCAUGGAGCACGAUGUGGGCACGGAGUUCGUGCAGAACAUCACCCAGUACCGGAAUGUGCUCAAGUUCCCCUCCGACGAGGAUCUCAACGGGGCGGCGGUGGCCCUGCUCCGCCUGCAGGACACCUACCAGCUGGAUACAUCGAGUGUGGCGCGGGGCAAGCUGAACGGCAUUCAGUACAGCACGGAAAUGUCCUCGGACGACUGCUUCGAGCUGGGCAGACAGUCGUAUGUGAACCACGACUACUACCACACGGUCCUCUGGAUGAACGAGGCCAUGGCCAGGAUGCUGGAGGAGCCCACCAACCACACCCAGAGCUUCACCAAGGCCGACAUCCUCGAGUACCUGGCCUUCUCCACCUACAAGGAGGGGAACAUAGAGAGCGCCCUGACCAUGACCAAUGAGCUGCUCCAACUGCUUCCGCACCACGAGCGGGCCAAUGGAAACAAGCGGUUCUACGAGAAGGAGAUUGCCAACCAGCUGAACCUGAAGAAGAUGAAGGGCGACGAUGGCACCGACGAGAUGCCCAAAUCCGACUUGCCCGUGGCCAAAAGCGAUCCGGCCAUUUUCGAUCUGACAGAGCGCAGGGCCUACGAGAUGUUGUGCCGGGGUGAACUGAAGCCUUCUCCCUCGGAUCUCAGGCCCCUGCGAUGUCGGUAUGUGACCAACAAUGUGCCCUUCCUGCGACUGGGUCCCCUGAAACUGGAGGAGGCCCACAUGGAACCGUACAUAGUGAUCUAUCACGAUGCCAUGUACGAUGGCGAAAUGGAUGUGAUCAAGCGGAUGGCUCGUCCGCGGUUCCGCAGAGCUACGGUCCAAAAUUCCGUGACCGGAGCACUGGAGACCGCGAACUACAGGAUCAGCAAGUCGGCCUGGCUAAAGACCCACGAGGACCGGGUGAUCGAAACAGUGGUGCAGCGCACGGCGGAUAUGACCGGUCUGGACAUGGACUCUGCCGAGGAACUGCAGGUUGUGAACUACGGCAUCGGAGGACACUAUGAACCGCACUUUGACUUUGCCAGGAAAGAGGAACAGCGAGCCUUUGAGGGUCUUAAUCUGGGCAACCGCAUUGCCACCGUUUUGUUCUACAUGAGUGACGUGGAGCAGGGAGGAGCCACAGUCUUCACAUCCCUCCACACUGCUCUGUUUCCCAAGAGGGGCACGGCUGCCUUCUGGAUGAAUCUCCAUAGGGAUGGAGAGGGCGAUGUGAGGACCCGUCAUGCCGCCUGUCCCGUACUUACGGGCACCAAGUGGGUGUCCAACAAGUGGAUCCACGAACGUGGCCAGGAGUUCCGCAGACCCUGCGACUUGGACGAGGAUCACGGCGAGUUCGCCAUCUAAGCCGGAGUCUAGUUAGCGAAUGCAACGAAUCUCAAGAGCGGAGUGUUUUCCUUCGCCCUCGGCCACCGACUUCCUAUUGUACAUAAAGCAUUCAGCCCGAAGAAGGUCGCAUCUGUUCUACUUACCGGUUCUGCUUUUGGAACCCACUUCUACUUCUACCUAGCCGUAUCUUAGACUCGUAUGGAAUUUAUCUACUUUUGUAUAUUUGCCUAGAUUAAGUAGUGAAAAAAUUGCAAUAAAAUCGAAAUUCAAAGCAA
Messenger RNA from Drosophila subpulchrella, 2242 nucleotides. It is a transcript of the gene PH4alphaEFB, whose product is annotated as prolyl 4-hydroxylase subunit alpha-1. Gene Ontology annotation, biological process: peptidyl-proline hydroxylation to 4-hydroxy-L-proline. Gene Ontology annotation, molecular function: protein binding; L-ascorbic acid binding; procollagen-proline 4-dioxygenase activity. The transcript is spliced from 9 exons. Bases 333 to 1985 code for a protein of 550 amino acids. Gene Ontology annotation, cellular component: endoplasmic reticulum. Lineage: Eukaryota; Metazoa; Arthropoda; Insecta; Diptera; Drosophilidae. The record is from RefSeq and is a predicted model, not a curated record.